CUGAUACUCUUAUGCGGACACGUUCUUUUCCAUCUGGUUGAGCACUUGAGCCCACAACCAUCAGAAAUCACAUGGGCUCAUUACCACACAAAUCGAAAUUCAAUAGGCAUUUACAGAUAAAAGAAGAUACCCCUCGCUGAAAUUCCUUUCAAAUCCUGAACAUUCCAUUCCUUCUAUUUCUGGAAUCAGUGAGACAGAGACAUGGCCGAAGAAGUAGAACUCAGCGAUGAACAGAAGAAAGACAUCGCUAAAUGGUUCCUCCUCAACUCUCCCGCCGGCGAAAUCCAAUAUGUCGCGAAAGAUUUAAGAACAGUAUUGAACGAUGAUGGUGUAUAUAACGAAGCUGCUCUGGACGCAUUUCCUGUCUAUAAUAAAACUCACAUGAUUUGCCUCGAAAUGCCCGGCAGAAUCGGAGAUGUGCUAGUGACAUCAUAUGGAGAGCUUGCUGGGAAUGAGUUUCUCGAUCCUAGGACUGCCCAGGUUGCUAUUAUUGACCAUGUUAAACAAGUUUGUACAGAGGUAAGGCCUGCGAGUGAUGAGGAACUUCCAUCACCCUAUAUUGAGGAAUUCCGAGGGGCUUUGGACGCUGAAAUACUCAAAUACGCUGGUGAGGCUUAUCCUAAAGGUGUUUGUUCAGUCUUUUGUACUGAUGGGAAGGAUGCAGAGGGUCCAGGAUCCAAUUUUGAGCUUGUUGUAGUGAUUUCUGCUACUAAACUUAGUCCACAGAAUUUCUGCAAUGGGAGUUGGCUCUCGGUGUGGAAAAUAGAGUUCAAGGAUGACAUACAAGUAUUGGAACUGACAGGAAAAUUGCAGGUGGGUGCCCAUUAUUUUGAAGAAGGAAAUGUGCAGUUAGACGCGAAACAUGAAUGCAAAGAUUCUACGAUCUUUCAGUCUCCUGACGAUUGUGCAGUUUCUAUUGCCAACAUUAUUCGCCACCAUGAGACAGAGUACUUAGGAUCUCUUGAGGCAUCAUAUUUGAAUUUGCCGGACACAACUUUUAAGGAUCUUCGGAGAAAACUUCCAGUUACUCGUACCCUAUUCCCAUGGCACAACACUUUACAAUUUAGUCUAACGAGAGACAUCCAAAAGGAACUUGGAAUAGGGAAGUAAAUAGAGAAUGGCAAAUGCUUGAGCUGUUAUUUCUUGAAGCACAAAAUCGGACUAGCGAGAUUCCGCCGGUUGUUUCUUUUCAUCCAUCUCUGUUGAGUGUAUUAAGUUCCCAUAUUUUUGUUCCUUUCAUUAUAUAAAGCCCUUUCCCUCCCUCAUUUUUGGUGUGCAAGGUUGUGUAUAGCGCAGUAUUGGUCAAUUUAUUUUUGUAUUGUUCUGGAAAACAUUUUGUGGAUACCUGUGGCAACUUUUAAUUGUUUCUCUUGUAAUUGUCCCAUGUUUAUACCC
Molecule: messenger RNA, 1395 nt
Organism: Tripterygium wilfordii
Lineage: Eukaryota; Viridiplantae; Streptophyta; Magnoliopsida; Celastrales; Celastraceae
Product: F-actin-capping protein subunit alpha-like
Exons: 10
Coding region: 202-1110 (302 amino acids)
Biological process (GO): actin cytoskeleton organization; barbed-end actin filament capping
Cellular component (GO): actin cortical patch; F-actin capping protein complex
Molecular function (GO): actin filament binding
Source: RefSeq, a predicted model, not a curated record